Xiphias gladius (swordfish) is the source of this 6857-nucleotide messenger RNA. RefSeq names its product Rho guanine nucleotide exchange factor (GEF) 28a (gene arhgef28a). Gene Ontology annotation, molecular function: guanyl-nucleotide exchange factor activity. Bases 351 to 5600 code for a protein of 1749 amino acids. The transcript is spliced from 35 exons. The record is from RefSeq and is a predicted model, not a curated record. Gene Ontology annotation, biological process: regulation of Rho protein signal transduction. Lineage: Eukaryota; Metazoa; Chordata; Actinopteri; Istiophoriformes; Xiphiidae.
GUGUGUGAGGGGGCUGGACCAGGGGAGCAGGCCGGCUGCAGAACAGAGAAACAAACUCUGGCGACACCUGCAAACAAACUCCCAACCGACUCCCUCCUGCAGCGAGGAGGCGGAGGAAGCCGAGAGGCAACGGCAACGCGGAAUACGGGUUUGAAGGGUGCUACUGGUUAGCAAGCGGAGACGCGAGCAACAGAGAAAGUUUGUUUUUGUUUCGGGUUUUUUUUUUUCCCCCCCGGUUUUCCUGAAGAUAGAGAGUCGUGCUACAGGGUCCGAGAUCACGGCAGAUCGGACCGAGUGCGGGGAGCUGAAGAGAGGGAGACCGCAUCAGGCAUCCGGUGGAUGGGGAGAAAAUGGAGGUGAAUAGAAGAGAGGUACCUCUUUAUGGACAGGUGGAGGCCAUUGUAAGGUUACAGGCCAGCGCUCCUGAAGAUGCAGAGUUUUAUGUUGUUGUACAAGGCUCAAGGCUUACACAUGUGACUGCAGCAAAAAGGAGAGAUGAUGGGCUAACCCUUUGCUUCACAGUUCCUGGCCAUGACCUUGUGGAAGCCGUCUCCGUGUCAUUCUACUUUUACGCAGAGGACCAAGUCAAGCCAUGCGAGGGUGAAGCGUCUCUUGAAUACCUCAGGGACGUUGCCCAGGAGGCAGCAGAGUAUCUGAGUGCACACAGGGACCACCUCGGCCCCGAGAGCUACCUAGACGUCCUGAAGAGGUUUUCGAUAUGGGCGCAGGCAGCUGAUGAGGAGCUUUCCGCUGGAGGGUUAGACCGUGAUGAUGAGGAUGUGCGACUCAGAGAAAGUAGAGGCGAUGAAGCUGGUCUCAGGCACCUGGAUGAGAAGAUCACACAGGCUAUGGCCAACAUGGAUUACCCUCAGCAGUGGAAAAACACUGACAGGCAGCCAAGGGAAGCUGCUGAGCUUCAGCCCAAAGAAACACUGCUUCACCUGGCGGUGCGUUUGGGUUUGGUCCAUCUUUCCCGUUUCUUAAUUCACCAACCGAGAGGUCAAAGGGCAUUGACCUUACGCAAUCAGGAGGGAGAGACACCCCUCCAGCUGGCUCAGAAGGAUGGACAACAUACCAUGUUCAGGGUGCUGGCAGCUCCUCCAGGUCCUGUGGUCGGCCCCGCCCCGGGUGUGUGUAGUGUGUGGUCCGACAGCUCCUGCGCGCUGAGGUUUUGUCCGGGGACAAACUCUCUGACCCUGACUGUGCGGCAUGCUCCCGGCAGCUGCCCUCAGGACGGCAUCAUGGUCCUACGAGACAGGCUGCUAGACCACAGCAUCCUCGAACUGAUCAAUAUGCUCAGAGCCGAUACUGAGGUAGACAAGAGAAGCAAACAUGAAGUCCUUUCUAAUGAUGAAGGCGUUAGCAAGGAGCUCCGAGUGGAAGAGCACGUGCUGGUGGACAACGUUUUUGAAGAACAGCUUGUUCUGUCUUUGGAUGACGACGAUGAUGAAGAAGAGUACUCAUCCUCAUCAUCCGUAAAUGGGCAUCCCAUGAAGUCCAGUGCAGUCCAGAGUCAGUUCACCCAGCAUGCUACAGACCCUCUGCUGUCCAUGAUCAACAGCAACGAUCAGACCAUCACACACCAGACACAGGCGGUUGAUGUUGACCUCAAGUACAGCGUCAGUGCAGUGACGAGGGACAGCACAGGCACAGACAGCGGGUUAUGGGACUCGCAAGAUCUCCUGCUAGCCACCGACACUCCUCCACCCUAUUCAGAAAACUUCCACCCCCACUCUGUGCCCUGCUCUCUCCCUCUCUCACCCGCUGACCAGGCCCUCGCCAGGCCGAAUCCCAUCUCCUUUGAGCCGACCAAUGAGAGAGACAGUCCGCCCAUGGACACCUGCGACCUCAGUCCCAGUCUGGUGGCUCUGGAAGUGGACAGUGAAGAGGACAGCACCGAGCUAAAGUCUCCGCUUUCCCCGCUCUCGUCACCUGUUGAGAAAAGUGAAGACAAAAGGGAUGCCUUUCGUCCCUCGCCUGACCUUACUUGCACUCACAGCCAGUCUGCCUCCUCGCCGAGUGAACCUACCACGAAGGAAUUGGGUGACCAGGGGAUUCGACUGCGUUCCUAUUCCUACUCCUCCCCAAAAAUCACUUUGCGACCAGCACGUUUUGCCCGGGAUAAUCACACUUCAGAUAUCAGCCCUGAUGCCGUGCUCCACAGUGUCAGCCACAGCCGAUCUCUCCUUCAGGCCCUCUCUCUGUCUAAAUCUCUGUCUCUGCUCCACCCUGGUAAGCAAAGAGCCUCCAGUAUUUCAGAGCAGUCACAUGAGAAAAGAAUUGAAGAAGAGGAGUUAGACAAGUACAAUAUCCCAACCAAGGUGGAGUCAGAGAAGUACAAGGUCAUCCGUACCUUCAGUUUUCUCAAGAGCAGGAUGUCCAGUACACGCAACAAGACCAAGGCGAAGGGGAAGGACAGAGAAGCCAAGGAUAGGCAGCUGAAUGGACAUCGGUUCGCGACGGGGGCCUGCUUGGGCCCCACCGUGUGUGUGGUAUGUGACAAACCAGCAUCUGGAAAGGACCUACUGCAUUGCUCCAGCUGCACUGCCAUCGUCCAUAAGGGCUGUAAGGAAUCUGUUCCCCCAUGUUUGAAGAAACUUCAGGAUAAAUAUGCUGUUACCAUGGUGAAGAACAGGACAGCAUCCCUCCCACAGAAUUUCACAGUGAGAGACAGUCCUCCUCAAUGUGUGAUCCCCAUCUCUACCUCUCUACCUGUCAUGACCCCGAAGGAGAAGAAGGACACCGUGACACAGUCAUGCUCCCUCUCUGGAAGUUUCCCCAACAGUGACAGUCGGCUCAGUGAGAGUUCAGAGACAGAGUCUGAUGCCGUGAGGGUGACCAGCCAGUCAGAAGAGCUGCUGCCGACUCCAAUGUCCUCCACCUCCACGGACUCAUCCUUUGGAGAAGACUGUGUGGAUGGGUACAUCCAAAGCGACAUCUUGGCUGAUGCUGUGGAUUACGAGGCGGAGACGUGGAGUCUCGCAGUAGAGCACAAGUUCUGCAAGCGGCAGGACAAACGAGCUGUCAAGAGGCAGGAUGUUAUCUAUGAGCUGAUGCAGACUGAGAUUCACCACCUACAGACGCUGCACAUCAUGGCGGAGGUUUUCCGGCGAGGCAUGAGGGAGGAAGUGCAGCUAGAUACGGAAGCGGUGAAGCGGGUCUUCCCCUGUCUGGACCAGCUGAUUCUCUUCCACCACACCUUCUUCGCUGCCAUGAGGGAGAGGCGUCACAGCUCAGCCCAGCCCCAGGGACACAGGAACUACCUCAUCCAGCGCGUAGGAGACGUCCUGCUCCAACAGUUUUCCGAUGAGAAUGGGGAGAAAAUGAAGCAGGUUUAUGGAGAAUUCUGCAGCCGUCACAACGAGGCGGUCAGCUUUUUCAAGGAGCUCCAGCAAAAUAACAAGAGAUUUCAGAUCUUCAUUAAGCAACAAGGUAAUAAUUCUUUGGUGCGACGGAGGGAGAUCCCGGAGUGCAUCUUGCUGGUAACCCAAAGGAUUACAAAGUACCCAGUGCUGCUGGAGAGGAUCCUUCAAUAUACUCAAGAAGACACAGAGGAGCAUGCCGGCCUUUCCAAAGCCCUGGCCAAGAUCCGAGAGGUGAUAGCAGCCGUGGACUUGAGGGUCAGCGAAUACGAGCGGCAUCAGAGAUUACAAGAAGUGUGGAGCCGCAUGGAGAAUCGCAGCUCGGCCAAGCUGAAGAACGGACACACUUUCCGCAAACAGGACAUGAUGGGGCCGGGACAAACGCUCAAACACCAGGGCCUGCUCCUGUGGAAGACUGCCACCGGUCGACUGAAAGAUGUCCUGGCGCUCCUUCUCACAGACACAGUCAUCUUCCUACAAGAAAAAGACCAGAAGUACACGUUUGCCACUGUGGACCAGAAACCUCCAGUCAUCGCACUGCAGAAGUUAAUAGUGCGAGAAGUAGCAAAUGAAGAGAGAGGGAUGUUUUUGAUCAGUGCAUCAGCCGCCGGGCCCGAAAUGUACGAGGUCCACACGUCAUCCAAAGAAGAACGAAACACUUGGAUGAGGCUCAUUAGAGAGGCUGUAGAGAGCUGUCCGGAGGAAGAGGAGGAAUACACGAGUGAAUCCGAAGAGGAGAAGCGAGCUGCUGAGGCUCGUAUUCAGAAGAUCAACAAGUUACAAGAGAGUCUGCUGAGCCAGGACCAGCAGAUCUGCUCCAGCCUGGAGGACAAGCUACAGAUUUACACAGAGCUCUCCGCUCUGAGUGGGAGGACGGACGCUUCGGCAGUCGAACCGCGACUGCUCGUCCAGCCGCACUCAGAGGAGCUGCCCCAGCCUGCCGUGCUGCUGGCUGCGGCUCUGCAAGAGGCUGAAAACCUUAAAACCACGUUGUCCUCCAAGGCCCGUCCUGCAUCCAGUCACAGCCCAGACUCUGACACAGACUAUGAGUUUCCCGUCAGCCCUGCUACACUUGUAGAGCUCCCCUCAGGUUCUUCCGAGCCCUCAAUUGAAAACCCCGAGGCCAGUGAGGGGAGUUGGACUGAGGCCCCUGUUCUUCAGUCCCCAGCUCAGUUGCAAAAAACGAACAGAGACGACAUUGACUCCAAGGUUGCUCAAAGUGUACAAAGCCUGACCCAGUUACUCUACAGUCUGCAGGCUGCGGUGACCAUCCAGGACAGCUGCUACGAGGUUCAGAGGCUGCUCCUCCGAGAGACCGGGCGCCGUUCUCCCCACGCCCAGCGACCCUACCUCCCAAGCAUUCGGGGCAACACCCUACAAGAACAGGAGAAGCAGCGUAACCUGGAGAAGCAGAAGGAGGAGGUGGUGGCGGCUCAGCGGCUCCAGGACCGACUGCGGCAGGAGAAGGAGCGCUGGGAGAGGGAUUGCCAGGCGAGGGAGAGCCAGCAGGGGGAGCAGGAGAGCAGGCUGGAGGAGAGGGAGAAGCAGUGCCACCUGGAGGCGGAGAGGCUGAGGCGCGAGAGGGAAGAGCUGGACGAGCAGCUGGAGGAGUACCAGCAGAGCCUGGAGCGGCUCAGGGAGGGCCAGAGGAGUGUGGAGAGGGAGCGUGAGCGCCUGGAGAACCAGCAAAAGCUGCUCCAGACCUGGAGGCACAGCCGGCAGAGGAGCCUGCCCGCUGUGAUUCCUCACAUGGUCAUACCUCUAGAUGGGCAGCAGGACUCGGUGGCAGGUCAGCCCCGAGACCACGCUGGUAACGGCUCCAUGUUUGUGAAUGAGGCUGCGUUCGUCAGCACCAGCAUCAACAACCGCCACGUCCACCACAAAAGAAACGACCCCAGUGCACACAACUGUCUCAACACCCUGCUGGCCAGAUCCAACAGCAGACAGCCCCCUAUAGCUAAGGCUCCUCAUAAUCCACACUCUGCCUCCCAGGGAUGGGUGAUGGGGAGAGGGUACCUCUACAGCCCUGCCGGAAGGCUGGGACUGCAGCGAAUUCCCGAUGAUCAUAACAGUCACAGCUACAUCGGGGAGACCUGGUCAUCAACAGCGAGCGGAUCUGAUCCGUAUCCGGAGCUCCCGCAUCCCAGUGACCAUCAGCUGGACCUCAGUGCACUGGUUUCCUUGGAGACUGACAGCGGUGGGGAGGAGGGAAGGGAGGAAACCAUUGUGUACCUCUGAAAACUGAUAAAUAUCAGACUCUUAAAAAGCCAACCCAGCACUUGGAGGAAGAUAAAGACAUUCAUGAAGCAUUAGAACCAGGACCGGAUCAGGGCGGCUUCAGAAAGUUUUUCCCUGUAAAAAGGUUUUUCAUUUAUUGUGUAUAGGAAAGAUGUUUUGUGGUGUUUUUUUGUCUUUUUUUUUUUUUUUGGUGAAGCAGAGAGUUACUGGAAACACAGACAGAAACGGAGAUAAAGAAAAAACCAGUUGCUUCAGACUAAGUCUCACGUGUCAUGCACCUUAGUUUGAGGCACCGCUAGGUGUUCAGUGUCUCUGUACUUUCUGUUUUCUUUUCUCUUUUUUUUGUGUGCGCGUGUGUGUUUGCGUUUCUGUGUGUGGUCUUCAUUGUCUGCCUGGGCCCCUGCAGCCACACCUUUCCCCCUCUCUUCCUUCUAGUGUCCCUCGCUCACUGCCUUCCUGCCUCAAGUCCCACGUAUCUCAUCUCUCGAGCUCUAUAUUUAUUAAAUUUACCACAGAGGGAGAGGAAAGUGUCUACCUAGUAUCAGUGAAACAUCAGGCUGCAUCUCACUAGUGGAUGAUUGUCUUUGCCGUGGAGUAAACUGCCCCUCUUUCAUUUAUCAGACAGGCUGUGUUUAUGUACAAGCCGGGCGUAACAAGAGGCACAAAACAUUAGAAUUGAAAGAUGAGGUGCGACAGCGUCAGUCCCACGUUUUUCCAUUUUGCUGCCCGUGGCCAUCAUUUAUUUCUUUUUGUCUGAAGCACGUUUUUCAUUUUAGGAGAAAUAAGUGCAGAUGUGCAUUGAAAAAAGACUUUGCAGCUGUUCUAACAUGUCGAUUUUAUUAGAGCGUAGAAAUUCCACCACAAAAGCCUGAGAAGGCAUCUUUUGAGCGCAUCUGUUCCUGCAAAAUUUAAAAGGAAGUUGUGGAGCAGGAAGAUGACAAUAAGAAAAACAUAUCGGGCCUGACUAAUUUAAGCACUAAUGGAAUUAUGUUCACAUAUCUCUGAUGACGUUUUUGUUUUCUUUCAGUUAUGCUUCAUUUUUAGUCGUGCUAGCAGCAUGGCUCCAGGGAUACCAAUGUCUGUCAGUCAGUCGCUCCGCCCCUUUGGUCCAGACUGAAAUAUCUCAAAAACUACUGGAUAACUUGUCGUGGAAUUUGAUUCAGACUUUCAUCUGCACCUCAGGAUGAAUUCUAACAACUUGUGAUCCCUUAACUUUUCAUCUAUCGCGAUGUCAAGGUCAGACUUGUAAUUUGUCCA